Molecule: messenger RNA, 1246 nt
Organism: Acanthoscelides obtectus
Lineage: Eukaryota; Metazoa; Arthropoda; Insecta; Coleoptera; Chrysomelidae
Source: the annotation of a GenBank genome assembly
AACAAACAAACCAAAAACCUAUUGUUACCAGCUACCAACGAUGUUACCUUAGCGCUGUGGUCUCAAUUUCAAACUGAAAUAAAAAUCAAGGGCAAUAAUAAUAAAGAUAAUAUUAGAUUUACAAUUGUUGAAAUGGAAUUGUAAUAAAAAUGAGAAAGUAAGAAACCUUGUAUGUAGAAGGGAAUAAUAUGGCGGACGUGAUUACGUCCUUUUAUAUCAUGUUUCUUCUUACAUUUCUGUCUCAAUGUUUGUGGAUGCUAUAAAAAGUGUGUGCUGUAUGUGACAUUUCUUUUCGACACCGAAGUGACAUGUAAGGUUAGAUCGUCCAAGAAAAUUCUCAAUUUCAAACAAAAACUAAAGAAAAAUGGAAGAAUACACAAGAGAACCGUGUCCCUGGAGAAUCGUGGAUGAUUGUGGAGGUGCCUUCACUAUGGGUUUAAUAGGAGGAGGUGUGUUUCAAAGCAUUAAAGGUUUCAGAAACGCACCUUCAGGAAUGAGCAAGAGACUGGCUGGAAGUUUGACUGCAAUAAAACAAAGAUCCCCAACCAUAGCUGGCAACUUUGCUGUGUGGGGUGGUAUGUUCUCAACUAUUGACUGUGCACUGAUCCACAUCAGGAAGAAGGAAGAUCCUUGGAAUUCAAUUAUCAGUGGAGCAGCAACAGGAGGUAUUUUAGCAGCUAGGAAUGGAUUACCAGCAAUGGCAGGAAGUGCUUUUAUAGGUAAGACAUUUUACCUCAAAAUCAAUACAUUAUCAAGAAUACUAUCCAGGUAUUUUACCCAAAGCGAGCAUCUUUAGAAAGUACCAUCUUGUCCCAGGAAACAUUUGUUUGCACUCUUAGUAUGGACCAGGUUUUCUUGGAAUCGAGCUGGGCAUACUGCAUGCCACUAUAUUUAAUAAUUUCAAUUUCUUUACGGAUCCUCUCAUUGAUUUCUUGUAGUUUUCCAACAAUAUUGUCAUGUUUUAUCAAAAUAUCCAUCAGCACUCAGCACCAUCCUUCUGGGCAAACAUUGGAAUUUUAUUUUGUCAUUGAAUAAUUGAUUUGGUCUCUCAAGUGCCUAUUUCAAUUGGAUAUCUUCAGGUGCAGUAUGAUAGAUAGAUCAUCUAUAGUCUAUAGCUAAAUAUACAAUUAUUCUUAAUGUUAAUCAAUGCCUGAAGAAACCCAUUUAAAGUAGGCAUUAUAGAAGCCAAAAAGGGUAUGAACAACAUAGCACCAUCUGGUAGCAGAAUCAAAUACUAAUUCUUUUU